AUGGGGCUCGCCGGGAAGAGCGGCAGCAGCAGCAGCGACAGCAGCAGCAGCAGCAGCAAGAUCCGCAGCAGGAACAGCAACAGCAGCAGCUUGCUGCUGCGCGCUCUCUGCCAAAGCCCCCGGCUUUGCCAACACUUGGCAGCUCUGCUGGGGCCUGCUGAGCUCAGCAGCAGUUUGCUGCAGCUGUCAUUUGGGGUGUACAUGCACCUCAUGCUGCGGCAGCAGCAGCUGGACCUCGGCCCCGCCGACUUGCUGCAGCUGCAGCACGCCCCCCUGGAGCAUUUGCUGCUGCACCGCGUGCUGCUGCAGCAGCGCGCGUGGCGCCACACCACCACUCUCUUCUUCCGCAACAUGCUGCAGCAGCAGCUGCUGCAGCAGCAGCACCGCCCCCAGCAGCAGCAGCUGCUGUGGACAGCCCAGGCUUUGGAGCUGGCUGGCUGCGAAGUAAAUGCCCACGUUGCGGGGGCCCUUGGCAGUGCUGCUGCUGCUGCUGCUGAGGCCCACAGCCUCAUUUUCGGCGAACACUACUGCCGCAUGAGCAUGCAGCUGCUGCUGCAGCAGCAGCAGCGCCAGAUCAACCUCCUGCAGCAGCAGUGCGACGGCCAGCGGCAGCAGCUUCAGCAGGAGCCCCGGCAGCAGCAGCAGGGCCACAGCCCUCAACAUUCGCAAGAGCUGCAGCCACCGCAGCAGCAACAGUCUCCGUGCGAGCAGCAGCAGUCGCCGCUGGAGGGGCAGGAACCGCAGCAGCAGCAGCAGCAGCAGCAGCAGCGAGACCUGACGCAGCAGCAGCAGCACGCUCCGCAAGAAGCGGGAGAGAGGGCCAAGUACGAAGCCG
Eimeria tenella is the source of this 835-nucleotide messenger RNA. RefSeq lists its product as uncharacterized. The annotation marks the transcript as partial. Lineage: Eukaryota; Apicomplexa; Conoidasida; Eucoccidiorida; Eimeriidae. The record is from RefSeq and is a predicted model, not a curated record. The transcript has 2 exons.